UGUCGUCUUUUCAACGGCCAUUAAACGUCCAAAUGUUUGCUGGUGGGUUAGUCUACCUAUAUUUCCUAUAUUGGUUCGUUAAAAAAUUGAUACAAAGCAAUUUCAAGGGGAAAUUAGAAGGAAGAGAAACACAUACAGCAAUACACAUUAAGAAGCAUCGAUUUUAGGGGAGUUACUAAAGCUUUACCAUCCUCCGCCGUGACUUUUAUUAUGGUGCUUGUUUUCUACGACCAACCGGAACAAGCCUUUUGUGAUGGUCAGGAUUUAAAUACCUCUACAAAGCCAAUAGGAGUAAAUACCGUUCAAAAAUGAACCGAAUUUUCGGUCGGAGCAAACAGACGCCUUCUCCCAACCUUUCUGACUGCAUAGGCAAUACAUGGAUGUACUGUGGAUGCUGUGUGGUGUUCCCGUUAUAGGUGGAUACGAGGAUCGAGUCAAUCGAUAAGAAAAUAGCGAGAAUCGACGCAGAGUUAAUGAAGUAUAAGGACCAGAUGAAAAAGAUGAGGGAUGGACCCUCAAAAAAUACAGUGAAACAGAAGGCGAUGAGAGUGCUGAAACAAAAGAGAAUGUAUGAGGGUCAAAGAGAUCAGCUUUCCCAGCAGUCCUUUAAUAUGGAACAAGCCAACUAUACGAUCCAGUCACUAAGAGACACCAAAACCACAGUGGAGGCUAUGAAGAUUGGAGCAAAAGAAAUGAAAAAAGCAUAUAAACAAGUGAAGAUGGAUCAGAUUGAAGACCUGCAGGAUCAACUGGAAGACAUGAUGGAAGAGGCCAACGAGGUGCAGGAAGCUCUUAGUCGCAGCUAUGGCACACCAGAGAUCGAUGAGGAUGAACUGGAAGCAGAGUUGGAUGCUCUGGGAGAUGAGUUACUGCUGGAUGAUGACAGCUCUUACUUAGACGAAGCCUCGGCUGCACCAUCCAUUCCUGAAGGAAUUCCCAGUGACACUAAAACCAAUAAGGAUGGCGUUCUGGUCGAUGAGUUUGGCCUGCCACAGAUCCCUGCCACAUAAGAAUCUGUUCUCUGAUCAGUGUUUUAUUUAUAUACGAUGGAGGAAGUUGUUUGUGCUGGUAAAUGGUAUUGAACAUGUUUUGUUGUACUCAUUGCCCAGUCUAGCACUUGGUAUUGUAACUAACUGUUUUUCUUACAUGUUUAACUUGAUCACAUGAAGCAUAAUUUUUCACUUUAAAUUAGAAUUUGGUCAUGUAAACAUGUUAGCCUGAUUGCCAAUGGGCCACGUACACACUGACAACUGGUUGUCAUUUGAGUCCUUAAUACAGUUACAUUCACACACAGUACGGUUAUUUACGGGAGUGACACCCACAUUGAUUCUAUAACCAAACUCAGACCCUUAAUAUUCAGAACUUUCUCGGAAAAUUCGUGCUGUGUGAACGGAACCGGACAGUGCGAGAGAGCUGCUAUGCUAAGGGGUUUCACUUUCGGUAACUUACAGCGACGGAGAUAUGAGCUGUGUGUGUCAUCUGAAGGUUUUAGAUCCAGUCAUUAUUCCCCACCGGAGCCGCUUCCAUCAGUUUUGUGUUCUAUUCGCGACUCAAGUGUCGUGUCAUGCCCAAGACGCUGCAAAGGACGUGAGACGCGAGUACAGCGGUUAAAGUUGUCCGGCUAAUGUAACGCCUGUUUACAUUGGAGCAGCUGUCGGUUAAUGAAGAUUUGAUGGACGAACUCGCAGCUCAGUUGGACUCUGUCUUGACGAAAUUGAUAAGACUUUUCAGUUUUAUGGACGUCGCCAUCUUUGAUAUUACUUUGGUCUCUGUCGCCAUGGUUAUUAGAGAAUACGGACUUGACUCUCGUUACACGUUCAUACCGUAUUCGAGAAGUUGCUGUGUGAACAGGACAUUUCGAUUCUCAAACCUGUAAGUAAAUGUGGUUGUCAAUCCCAAAAACUGACAGUGUGAACGUAGCCAAUGAGAUUAGUUUUUAGAAAUUCAAAUAAGAUAGUUACCUUUAAUUUGAAUUUUAGGUCACCUACUAUGGAUUUCCAAUGUUACCUGAACAUACCUUUAUAUCAAUGCAUGUCCUAACAAAAGUAAUUCUUCUGGAUGAUAUGAGAUCCUAACAGUUACUAAAGUCAAGCUACUGAAACAUUUUUUUUUUUUUUUGUACAAGCAAAUUACAAAUAUUAAAACAUCCCACUCUUGUGUGUUGUUAAUGACAUACAAACACAUAAUAUUCCACAAUAUAGCCAUUUCUAAUUUCAAUAAUAUUUUUUACAGUUAAUAUUAAUGUCUACGCCCUUGCUUCACAAUGGACUCUGAAGUUUGCUGACAUGUUGACAGAAUUAUCGUUGACACUGAUCAAGUAUUUCAAGUCCAUAGUUCUGGGUUGCAUGAAUGAAGAACCUGCCUGGAGGAGCAAUGUAAAGAAAGCCAUCAACUGCUCUGAAUAUUGCUUGCCUUAAAUUAUUAAAAUGACCUGGUUUUCUUGAUGAUAAUAAAGUUCAUUAACGGAUAUA
Ctenopharyngodon idella (grass carp) is the source of this 2471-nucleotide messenger RNA. It is a transcript of the gene chmp5a, whose product is annotated as charged multivesicular body protein 5a. The transcript is spliced from 8 exons. The record is from RefSeq and is a predicted model, not a curated record. Gene Ontology annotation, cellular component: multivesicular body. The coding region runs from base 474 to 1010 and encodes 178 amino acids. Lineage: Eukaryota; Metazoa; Chordata; Actinopteri; Cypriniformes; Xenocyprididae. Gene Ontology annotation, biological process: vesicle budding from membrane; late endosome to vacuole transport via multivesicular body sorting pathway.